GUCCACAGAAGAGGAUUAAAACAAUAUCUUCGAGACCCAGACUACUACCAAUACUUCUACCCCCGAGUAGAACCCAAAGAACACCAGACUCUAUUUUAUUUUUUUUUUAUUGUUUGCCAACCCAUUUUGGCUUAAGUGUUUUGGUGUGUUCAGUGCCAUGUUGCAGGAUAAGGGAUUGAUCCUGGUGACGCUGCUCACCUUGUGGGCGUCUCCCCUCUGGGCGGCCUACAAGCUGCAGGAGCGGUACAGCUGGAACCAACUGGACUUCGCCUUCCCGAAUGCCCGACUGAAGGAGCAGGCUCUGGCCAGUGGCGACUACAUCCCCCAGAAUGGUCUUCCCGUCGGAGUGGAGCACUUUGGCAACCGGCUGUUCGUCACCGUUCCCCGCUGGCGAGAUGGAAUUCCCGCCACUCUGACAUACAUAAACAUGGAUCGCAGUUUGACGGGCUCGCCGGAACUGAUUCCGUAUCCGGAUUGGCGUUCGAAUACGGCCGGAGAUUGCGCCAACAGCAUCACCACCGCGUAUCGCAUCAAAGUGGACGAGUGCGGACGUCUGUGGGUUCUGGACACCGGCACCGUGGGCAUUGGCAAUACGACCACCAAUCCCUGUCCGUAUGCCGUGAAUGUCUUCGACUUGACCACGGACACGCGGAUCCGGAGGUACGAACUUCCGGGUGUGGACACCAAUCCGAACACGUUUAUAGCCAAUAUUGCGGUGGAUAUUGGCAAGAACUGCGAUGAUGCGUAUGCCUACUUUGCGGAUGAAUUGGGCUAUGGCUUGAUUGCCUACUCCUGGGAACUGAACAAGUCCUGGAGAUUCUCGGCCCACUCGUACUUCUUCCCGGAUCCCUUGAGGGGCGAUUUCAAUGUGGCCGGGAUCAACUUCCAAUGGGGCGAGGAGGGCAUCUUCGGAAUGUCCCUGUCGCCGAUUCGAUCGGAUGGCUAUCGCACCCUGUACUUCAGUCCGUUGGCCAGCCAUCGCCAGUUUGCCGUCUCCACCAGGAUUCUGAGGGACGAGACCAGGACGGAGGAUAGCUACCACGACUUCGUGGCCCUGGAUGAACGUGGUCCGAAUGCCCACACCACUUCGCGGGUGAUGAGCGACGAUGGUGUGGAGCUGUUCAAUCUGAUCGAUCAGAAUGCAGUGGGCUGCUGGCACUCAUCGAUGCCCUACACUCCGCAAUUCCACGGCAUCGUGGAUCGCGAUGAUGUGGGCUUGGUGUUCCCGGCCGAUGUGAAGAUUGAUGAGAACAAGAAUGUCUGGGUUCUGUCGGAUCGGAUGCCCGUGUUCCUGCUCUCCGAUCUGGACUAUGCAGAUACCAAUUUCCGGAUUUACACCGCUCCCUUGGCCACGUUAAUUGAGAAUACGGUGUGCGAUUUGAGGAACAAUGCCUAUGGACCACCGAAUACGGUGUCCAUACCCAAACAGGCCGCAUUGCCCAUUGGUCCGCCAUUGUAUACCAAGCAAUAUCGUCCUGUUCUGCCGCAAAAACCACAGACGAGCUGGGUUUCCUCGCCGCCGCCGCCAAGUCGCACUUAUUUGCCCGCCAAUCCGGGGAAUGUGGUCUCCAGCAUCAGUGUUUCCACCAACACAGUGGGCCCCGCCGGAGUUGAGGUGCCCAAGGCGUACAUUUUCAACCAGCACAAUGGCAUCAAUUACGAGACCAGCGGUCCCCAUCUGUUUCCCACCCAUCAACCCGGUCAAGCCGGGCCACAGGAUGGCCUCAAGACCUAUGUGAAUGCCCGCCAAUCUGGAUGGUGGCACCACCAGCAUCAGGGUUAAUGUUAACCCACCAGUGGUACACGGGUAUCUUCUCACUCACUCGCUUGUUGGAUAGAAUAUUUAAAGACACUCAAAAAAAAAACACACUCAUGAAGGACAAACCAUCAACACAGGGCAACAGCGGUAAAAAAUUAUUAUAUAAAAAAAACACGAUGUA
Messenger RNA from Drosophila rhopaloa, 1940 nucleotides. RefSeq names its product protein yellow (gene y). The transcript is spliced from 2 exons. Gene Ontology annotation, cellular component: extracellular region. Bases 158 to 1783 code for a protein of 541 amino acids. The record is from RefSeq and is a predicted model, not a curated record. NCBI's taxonomy places the organism in Eukaryota, Metazoa, Arthropoda, Insecta, Diptera, Drosophilidae.